CUCAAUCCCGGCGAGGCUGGGGCUCCGGCUCGGCGUCCCCUUCCUCGCUCCUUCGCCCGGCGCCCCAUGCCGCCCCCUCCCGGCCCCCGGGUCCCCCAGUCCCCCACUUAGGGCGGCACACAAUUCCCGGGGUGCUGGCGCGUGGGCCGGGGAGCGUAGGGCGCCGGCAGACGGCCCCUGGAAGAGCUCUUGUGGGGCUGAGCGCUCUGGAACCGGGGUGCGGGCAGAGCAGGAAGCGGGUCCGCGAGGGCGCUGGGGGCAUCAGCCACUCACCAGGGUGAUCCUCGCUCAACAGCCAGGCAGCCAAGGCAGUCACCCCUGGGGGUGAGCGACUUUGGGGGAGUUGGUGCCCCGCCCCCCAGGCCUUGGCGGGGUCAUGGGGGCCCCCCAUUCUGGGCCGGGGGGCGUGCGAGUCGGGGCCCUGCUGCUGCUGGGUUUUUUGGGGCUGGUGUCCGGGCUCAGCCUGGAGCCCGUCUACUGGAACUCGGCGAACAAGAGGUUCCAGGCAGAGGGUGGUUAUGUGCUCUACCCUCAGAUUGGGGACCGGCUAGACCUGCUCUGCCCCCGGGCCCGACCUCCUGGCCCCCACUCCUCUCCUAAUUAUGAGUACUACAAGCUGUACCUGGUAGGGGGUGCCCAGGGUCGUCGCUGCGAGGCACCCCCUGCCCCAAACCUUCUUCUCACUUGCGACCGGCCAGAUCUGGAUCUCCGCUUCACCAUCAAGUUCCAGGAAUACAGCCCUAACCUCUGGGGCCAUGAGUUUCGCUCGCACCAUGAUUACUACAUAAUUGCCACAUCAGAUGGGACCCGGGAAGGCCUGGAGAGUUUACAGGGAGGUGUGUGCCUAACCAGAGGCAUGAAGGUGCUUCUCCGAGUGGGACAAAGUCCCCGAGGAGGGGCUGUUCCCCGAAAACCUGUGUCUGAAAUGCCCAUGGAUAGAGACCGAGGGGCAGCCCACAGCCUGGAGCCUGGGAAGGAAAGCAUGCCAGGUCUGUUCUGUUCUUCUUCCCUAGCAUCCUCCUCCUUACAUCUCCCUUUACCCUCUUGGCUUCUUAUCUUGUGCCUCUCCCAACUCCUGGGUGGGGGUGUCAAAGCAUUUUUCCCCUUAGCUCUUGGCCUCCCUCCUGACCUCUCAUACAACCGCUCCUCUCAGUCUGCCAAAAAUGGGGGCCUUACGGGGAAGGCUCUGGCACUCCACCCCAGAUCAGGGCAUGGGCAGCAGGGCCUCCUUCUCUGCCCUGCCCCAGGCCUCUACAUACUUACUCCAGCCAUUUGGGGUGGUUGGGUCACGACAGCUACCAUGAGAAGAAGUGUCCCGUUUUGUCCAGUGGCUGAUAGCAAGAUAUGAACCUGUUGGGACAUUGUGGACAUGGUCUGAUGCUGAAUGGGCCACUUGGGACAGGAAGUGACUUGCUCCAGUCAAGAAGUGACCAGGCCUGGACAGAAAUGGCCUGGGAAGUGGCAGAAGCAGUGCAGCAGGAACUGGAAGUGCCUUCAUCCAGGACAGGAAGUAGCACUUCUGAAAUAGGAAGUGGUCUGGCUGGAACUCCAAGUGGCUUAGUCUGGGGGAUUGGGGGGUGGGAGGUGGAUGGUUCUUACCCUGUGGAGAAAGGGGCAGGAGGAACUUCCUGUUUCAGGAGGAAGCUGGAACUUACUGACUAUAAGGGGACAGAGGUGGACUGAGGAGGACUUUCCUAGUAUUCAGUGGCACUUCCCAGGAUCUCCCUUCCCUUGUGCUCUGUGUGAUUUUAGGACAGCUAAGAUGACUGCCAUCUGCUGUGGCAGGCCUAAUUUGUCUUGUUCUUCCCUUUCCAUAUCCCAAUAUAAUCUCUGUUAAUCACAGGACUGCCCCAAGAGCCCAUGUGUUCUCCCCCAGUAACCAGAUGGCUGUCUUGUUCAUCCCAUCCUCUCAACACAGCUCCCUUCUUAGUGACCAAAAUGGUGGCCUACCUAGACUGGUCUAGUUGACAGUGGUACUUAGCAACAGCUGCUGUUUCCAUAGUGACCAGUCUAUACCUCUUCCUGCCUUCUAGUGCUCAAUUGGCUGUUGCCUCAGUUUCCUCCCAGCUCAGUUUUAUUAGAUCAAAGCUGCCCUUGGGCACCAAGUUGGCCACCUCAAUCACCAGCCAAGAUGGUUGCUUUGUUCACCAGAGACCAGAUCAAUCUCUCUGGUGCUGUAGUUCCCAGCUCCUUCCAGGGAACAGGAAGUUGAUAUUGCCAUGGGGGAGGUGGCGGGGUACAGCCGUCACCUCAAUAGUUUUACUGUAAAAGGGAAAUUUGAACAACAAAAACCAAAAAAAGAAUAAAAAACUUCAAAAGUUG
Molecule: messenger RNA, 2322 nt
Organism: Marmota monax (woodchuck)
Lineage: Eukaryota; Metazoa; Chordata; Mammalia; Rodentia; Sciuridae
Gene: Efnb3
Product: ephrin B3
Exons: 5
Coding region: 377-1348 (323 amino acids)
Biological process (GO): ephrin receptor signaling pathway; axon guidance
Cellular component (GO): plasma membrane
Molecular function (GO): ephrin receptor binding
Source: RefSeq, a predicted model, not a curated record